AUGUCCCAAGUCGUUGUCUGCAUUGACGAUAAGGGCAAGCCGGCGAACAUUCCGGACCUCGAGAUGAUCAUCACGCGGAGUUUCGACGAGCGUGACCGCCAGGCUACCGCCACCAACACAAGUGGUGUGAGGAUCGACCUUGAUAAGAGGUCUGAUCUCGACGUUAGUAGCAUAUGGGUCAAGUCUGGGCGUGACAUCACCAUGGGCGAGGCCAAUAUGCAGCGCUUUGUCGCGGAAUAUCUUCAAAAUAAUAACAUCUCUGCUGUACGUGCCCCUCGCGUUUACCUCGCCUUCACGUGGGGCAUCUUCGGUUUCAUCGUCACCGAGUACAUCGACGGACAGACGUGUAGCUACUCCGAUAUCAGCGUCGUCGCCGCCGCUGUGCAGGCCCUUAUCGACAUCCGGAGCCCUAGCUUGAAGCCCGGACCCGUCGGAGGAGGCUUGAUGGAGCACCCCUUUUUUGUCGACAGGAAGUCCUGCAUCCAGUACGAAUCCGUCGAGGAGCUACAGGACCAUGUGAACGGGAUUCUCUCCGAGACGGGGAGGAGGGGCCGCGUCAACUUCGCCAGCGAGCUCGCUAAUUAUGGGCUGCGCCUCUGCGUAUCUGACCUGGUGCCCGUUAAUUUCAUGAAGGAUAGCAACGGUGGGAUCGUGGCCGUGGACUUUGGCGGCUACUCCUUCCUGCCGCCCUCCUUCUUCGCCUUCACGCUGCGAUACGGAGGCUGUUCGAACUUCGCACUCCGCGUUGCCCGCACGCUCGAGUACCCAUCACCACCAAAUGUUACGGCCAUGGUGAGCGCCUCUUGCGCGCUGGUCCCCUUUUCUAGAAACGAUGUCGGCCUUCCGGAGAGACUCCAGUCCAGGCUUCAACCAGUAAACGCCGCGCACAAUCGGCCCAGCGCUUAA
Cyclocybe aegerita is the source of this 906-nucleotide messenger RNA. Lineage: Eukaryota; Fungi; Basidiomycota; Agaricomycetes; Agaricales; Hemipholiotaceae. The record is from the annotation of a GenBank genome assembly.